AGUUAUGCAUUAUAACCAUCUGAAGAAUUCUGUCAGAGUUUCAAGUAGACCAAGUCCCAUUCUUCUCUAUUAAUUCCUUCCUGAAUUAAUUAGUGCCUAACCUCACAGAAAUAAACAUGGAUGAGGACAACUCCAUGAACAUCAAUUGCAGAAUCAACAACAAUGGCUAUGAAAAAGACAGAUUAAGCUCCCUCCCAAACUCCCUUUUGAUUGAAAUUCUGUCUCUUCUUCCUCUCAAUUCUGCUGCUGCUACCUCUGUAUUGUCCCGGCGGUGGGUCCCACUUUGGACCCAACUUCCUCAACUUAGUAUAGAAGAUGGCUACACCCAAGAAAACUUCCAAAAAUUCAUCACCACCACCAACCACAUCCUCCAACAGUUUACAACCCCACAUAUCCAGUCCUUCAAUCUUCGUUUCUAUCACCAGAAUUUGGAGCUUGACCAAUUCCAUGUUUGCUCUGCGUCUUUGAAUUCAUGGAUCCCUCUAAUUUGCUCUCGAAAUCCAGCAAAUUUCGAGGUAAGCUUUGACUUUUCGCGGUUUUGUAGGCAAUUCAUUCCUCUACCAACUUGUAUUUUUAAAACCAAUUCACUCGUAAACCUCAAAUUGAGUGGAUUCUUUUACUGCUGCUUGCCUGAAACUGGUGUUGUUAAUCUUCCUAAUUUGAAAAAGCUUAGUCUAAAUGGCCUUGAUUUCGACCCUCAAGUAUUGAGAACAUUGUUUAAGUCUUGCCCACUAUUGGAGACUCUGUUCUUGAAAUUAAGGUUGAUGGAAGAUGAGUUAAUAGAUAUAUCAACUCCUAAUCUGAAAUCUUUGACAAUUUUAAUGCGUGGAUCAUCGUAUCGGAGCACAUUUUUGAUUGAUGCUCCCUUGUUGGAAGAAAUUGAGGUUCAAGAUUGUCUUGCAUUAUAUCACUUUGUCAAGAUUCCAUGUAAUUUGCAAAAGUCAUCGAUUGGGUGUUGGUCUUCUAAGUCAGAGGAUUCCAUUUUCACAAAAGAAAGUGACUAUAUGAGCAAUACAACAAAUCUUCUAAAAGGGAUUUCGAAUGUUAAUUGUAUUCAAUUAGUGAAUAAUGUUGCAAUUUUCAAUACCUUUAAUCAAAUGGAUGCAAAUGUCUGGUCACUCUUUCAUAAUCUGAUCCAUCUUCGACUGGGUUUAUCCGAAGAACAUGUGAAUUGGGGUGCCAGAAUUCCUUCAUGUUUGUUAUCCAAACUCAAGAAGAUAGACUUAUUGGUGAUGAAAGGGGAUGAUAAUGAUGUAAAUUCGAUUAAGUAUAUUCUAAGUAAUGCAGAUGUUUUGGAGAAGCUUUACAUUUCUCGUUUUGCUAGCUCAGGCAAACACGGGAAGAGUCAAUUAUGGAAGGAGUAUAAGUUUUGUGGUAAUUUGUUCUUAUUUACAAGAAGCUCUUUAAUUUGCAAGAUUGAGUUUGAUGGUGCUUAUAUUCAUGCAUCAAGUUGUGGGUCCCAAAAUGUAUCAGGGAACUCUGAAAUUGAUUGGUUGAGAUCUCAAAUGUGGCCUGCUUCUGAAGAGGAUGACUAAUAGACUAUCAUCAUGGUAAUUUCAAUAUAGCAAGAAAUACUGACUAGUGACUAACUUUCUAUGUAUGCAUCUGUUUGCUAAUCCUGAAUUUCCCAUUAGUUUCUGUAUUUAUUCUCUUAAUCACCAAGAGGUUGUUAAGACUUCGUAAUAUAUGACCGAAUUUCAAGAUCGAAAAUGAUAAAGGUCGCAA
This is a messenger RNA of Spinacia oleracea (spinach), 1725 nucleotides long. RefSeq names its product F-box/LRR-repeat protein At3g26922-like. Lineage: Eukaryota; Viridiplantae; Streptophyta; Magnoliopsida; Caryophyllales; Amaranthaceae. The transcript has a single exon. The record is from RefSeq and is a predicted model, not a curated record. Bases 117 to 1535 code for a protein of 472 amino acids. Gene Ontology annotation, molecular function: protein binding.